Molecule: messenger RNA, 2247 nt
Organism: Ogataea angusta
Lineage: Eukaryota; Fungi; Ascomycota; Pichiomycetes; Pichiales; Pichiaceae
Exons: 1
Coding region: 1-2247 (748 amino acids)
Molecular function (GO): GTPase binding
Source: RefSeq, a predicted model, not a curated record
AUGUCGCUGGACCCGUGGAAAGCGUCUCUUUCUUCUGUGCUGUCGACAGACGCCAAUUGGGCCAAGGUCCAGGCGGCAAAAAAAGCGCUCGAACUGGCCGCAGGCUCGGACUGGUUUGCCAAGCUGUGUCUCGGGUGCACCACCAACGACCACAUCCAGCUGACGCAGUUUAUCUCGUCUGCCGACGCCGCUAAGCUGGCGCAGCUCAACAACAUCGACCUCAAUGGCCUGAGCCCGCUGAUAUACGCCAUCUGUUUUGGCUCGGUCGAGUGCGUCUCUGCCCUGGUGUCGGUGGUGGACGUGAACAAAAGCGACUCUUUGCUUCGGUGGACCCCUCUGAUGUGGGCGACGUAUCUGGAGAAUAUCAAGAUCGUCGAGGUGUUGCUUGCCAACGACGCAGACCCGUACUUGCGGAGCGAGCGGUCGCAUCAAAACGCGCUCGAUAUGCUCAAGCCGGAGUCUGAAAUUUACAACUACUACAAGGUGCACAAUUAUCUGGACAAGACAGCGCCCCAGUCGAACGACAGCAGCUUCUACAAAAAGGACCCGCUGCUCCCGACCGAUGAGCAGUUCGAGAGCCGCGUCCAGGCGCUGCGUAUAGAGAACGACAACGCGAAACCGACAGACUUGUACUCGGGCUCGAAAUUCGUCGACGACGACGACGCCAGCGUCCUGGACGACUCGUUCUAUACGGACAGCUUUGACUUCGGCCACCUGAUGCCUCGCCAGUUCGUCAGAGUCAGCGACGAGAGCAUUUCUGCCACCAUAGACUACAUUUUCUCGCUGCACGCAAAGUACCAGCACAAGGCCAUCUAUCCUGCCGCAGUGGUCUUCCAGUCGGUCCGGUACAUCAGCGGGAAGGUGGACAGCAUGGAGCUGGCCGAGUCGUUUGUGGACCUGUUUUUUACGAGAGUCAGAAGUGUCACCAACACCAAGAGCGGCGUUGUCCAGCCGUCUUCGGGGCCCCAAACAGACAUCGUUCUGCUUGGCUACUGGAUCUCGUGCCUGAACCAUCUCCAGUAUUUUUUCCAAAGAGACACCGCGUGCCCGUUCCUCGCAAAAAGCCCCAAGACGCUCCAGGACCUGAUUUCCACUGUGCAGUCGCUGAUUUUCCAGCUGGCGUUCGUGAUGGACGCCAAGCUGGAGCCGCUGCUGGAGCCGUGCGUCCUGGACUACUCGAGUGUUCCAGACCUUGAAACCGUGUACAAGGCGCAAUGGAGAGUGUUCAAACAGAAAGUGGCUCUAAAAUCCACCUACGACGAGAUCCUCGAGAUGCUGUAUCCUCCGUCGUUGGAGCAGCAGAUGAAACCGUCGCCGCUGAAAAUCAUACAGACUUUGGGAGCGCUGGUCUACGUUCUAGAGCUUCAUCACGUGAACGACGUGUACAAACAGCAGUGCUUUGCUGCCGUGCUGUACUGGCUCGGAAGCUCUGUUUUCAACCGAGUUCUGGCCAACAAGAAGUACAACACGCGUGUCAAGGCGCUGCAGAUCAGACUCAAUAUGUCAUACAUCCAGGACUGGCUCAGAGCCAACAAUCUGGUCCCGUAUCGGGCAGAAACUCUAGACUUCAGCGACGACAGCUAUCCAGAGAGCAUUGUUGGAAUCGAGACGAAACUCACCAACGUCGCACGGUUCCACAACAACAGGCAGGACCCAAUGGACGGGACUUUCUACUACAACUCGCUGUACAAAAUUGGCCAGCACCAUUUUCUUCCGCUCGUCGAACUGCUGGAGUGGUUGCAGGUGAUGAGCGGGCUCACGGCAGAGGAUCUGGACUUGUUGAAAAGCAUUAUGAACAGGUUCGACGUGGUAACCUCCGAACAGUUGCUGCACGUUGUCAAGCAAUAUAGAUACGAGAUCACAGAGCAGAAGUUCCCCAAGAACCUGAAGACGCACUUGAAGCAGAACUCCACGGCCGGCCGUCAAAAGGCGUACUACGCUGGCUCCGACAAGCUGUUUCUGAACCCAGGCCAGGUGUUUCCCCUGGUGCUUCCGCGCCAGCUCGAGUUGCUGCACCAAUACGGCUCCGACCAGAAGAAAAUCCGGCUCCACCAGCCGAUCCUGCCGAUUCAGGUCAUUGACGACCUCGAAGACCUCUAUGACAAGUACACCGACCACGACAACCAGGAAAGAAGAGGCUCGGAGCUGGAAAACCCAGGUACAGACUUAUUCAAGGAGCUCACGGUGCCGACUUCGAUUGCGUACAAGACGUGGGAGGCCGACGACGACGACAACCCGUGGAAAUGA